This is a messenger RNA of Megachile rotundata (alfalfa leafcutting bee), 991 nucleotides long. RefSeq lists its product as uncharacterized. Gene Ontology annotation, biological process: regulation of transcription by RNA polymerase II. NCBI's taxonomy places the organism in Eukaryota, Metazoa, Arthropoda, Insecta, Hymenoptera, Megachilidae. Gene Ontology annotation, cellular component: nucleus. Gene Ontology annotation, molecular function: protein binding. The record is from RefSeq and is a predicted model, not a curated record.
GAUCAUCAUGACGAGCUGUAUUUGAACGUGUCUAGAUUUGACGGAAUUAAUUCUAGGAGACGGUCAGUGCAAAUCACGAAGCAUGUCCGAUCAACCAGCCUCUUGUCCACUGUGCGGUGCGAUUUUGCGUCAAUCACGAAAUUUGAGGAGACACUUAGAGCUCCUACACUUUGGGCUCGGUAGCAAUAAUAAAUCCGGCACGAACACGAGACAUCGACGAACAGAUAGAAAUAACGAUCUCAUUCGAUCAGCCUUCGCAUCUAUUUGUCAACCUCACGUAGCGAGGACGGAUCAAUCAAAAGCUGCCGAGAAUACAGACUUUUCCACGUUAACGUCCCUGUCCAUUGCCUCGUUGACCAACGCAUCGAAUGUCAGUCUUGCAGGAAGCUUGAUGGGAUCUGCAAGUAUUCCGGGAGCUGGUGAUCAAGGAGCAAGUUCAGCGCUGGCUGCUGCAACUUCCUGCACAGCUUCCAUUGCAUCCGCCACUAACGGAAUUUAUUCGUCGGACGGUAAUUCCAACAUGUUAAGCUGUUUGUUACCUUCGUUACCGACUUUGCCUUCUCUUUCCUCUCCACGCGAUGUGUUCCGACACAGCGAAAUGCUGCGAGCAGACAUCGCUUAUCACGACUCCUCCAGGCAUCAUCAUAAACAAACACACCGUAGCGAUGUUACUUAACGCGUUAACUACCGUGGUACUUAAAAUUAAUUCGGUUUUGAUUAACAUGUUUCGCGCUGGUUACUUAUUUUUUAAAUGUUAUUAUUUGAGUGUGUAGGUGGGGACAAUGGUCGUAGCAGUCGAGGCCCAUAUAAAAUCAAUCAAUCAAUUAAUCGAAUGUAUAGGUUAUGGAUAGUCUGGUUUAGUGAUUAGUAGAGUUUGAUGGGAUUAGCGCUGGAUUAUAAAUCUUGCGGUUUUUGAGUUUGGAUAUUUUAAAGGUGGAGAUUUGGUAAAUUAGGAAUUUGGUAAUUGAGAAAUUUGGAGAAUUUUAAUAUU